AUGAACGGUGCCUUUUUCACUCCUUCGUCGCACAACCACCACCACCACCAUGGGCACCGCAGUCGGAGCAGCAAUUCGGACCCCGACGCAGGCCCGGAUACAAUAGACGGCAUACCGCAAACACCUGCAAACAUCACAGUACCUGUCCCAGAGCAGAGUACUUCGGCGAGCCGGUUGUCGGUCUCGGACAAUAGAGCGUCCGGUGCUGAUGGCCUGCCGUCCUUUACCGAAGCGACCGGCGCACCAGCUUCAAACGUAGCCUCAGAGGUGGCAUCCAUCAACCCAGCUCCCACGCCCGUUUUGGACAGCCGCGUCGUCCUCCGCGUAGGCGAGAAGCAAUUCUUCACCACGCGCGCCACUCUCGCCGAGAGCCAUCUCCUCACGGCGCUGCUGAGCACCGAGGCGACGCAAGACGGCGAGUACUUUCUCGAUGCCGACCCCGACAUGUUUAGCCAAUUGAUGCGGUUCCUGCGCACGCGCCGCUUCCCGCUGUUCUACGACCAGGCGUCGGGCUACGACACGGCCAAGUAUCUGGAGCUGCUGGUGGCGGCGCAGUUCUACCAGAUCCCCACGCUGGAGAUGUGGCUCACAGAGGAGCGCUACCUGGGCGCCAUGAACAUUGUGUCAGAGUACAAGAAGUAUAGGCUGUUUGGAACCGACCAGAUUACGCGGAUGCAUGAGCUCUGCUGGGACAGAGAGGAGCAGGGCCGCGUCCUGACCAUAUCGGAGACGAGAGGCAAGGCGCAUGCAUGCCCGAAGAAGUUCUGGCGGCAUGAUGGCGAUCAGGGGAAAUGCAUGAAGGCGAGGUGCUUCCAGCUGCGCUCCAGCACCACGGUGCCUGCUCCUUUAAACAAUGUCGUGGUGAUGCGACUUGUCGAUAUGACUGCGCUCGUGACAAAGGCAGAAAUUCGCGAGAGUGUCUUGUCGGCGGGUGCGUAUCCUGAUGGACCACCCCCGUAUGAGAACGGGGGCGACGAAUGA
Molecule: messenger RNA, 981 nt
Organism: Akanthomyces muscarius
Lineage: Eukaryota; Fungi; Ascomycota; Sordariomycetes; Hypocreales; Cordycipitaceae
Exons: 1
Coding region: 1-981 (326 amino acids)
Biological process (GO): protein homooligomerization
Molecular function (GO): protein binding
Source: RefSeq, a predicted model, not a curated record